AUGAAUUUCGAUGAUGUUGUGCCGUAUUUAUGUCGCGGUGAUUUUGGAAAGUAUCAGAAGAGAAUUUAUUUCCUUCUUUGCUUACCAGUAAUUCUUAGCGCAUUUCAUAAGCUUUCCGGGGUUUUCUUACUCGCUGUCCCUGAUCAUCGUUGCAGAUUAGAUAACGAAUCGAUUGAUUCACCAUUUGAACUGUCAUCCGAUGUUUUGAACUCAUCGUUUCCAUUCGACAUGUCAAAAAAUGAAUUCUCAAAGUGCGAAUUCAUAAAAGAAUCAUCUAAUGAUUCCAUUGAGUUAUCAAAAUGUCUUGAUUACGUUUGGAGUACUUCAAAGUAUGAAAGUUCAGCUGUAAAAUCAUUCAAUAUGGUAUGCGAUAAAGCAUCGUGGAGAGCAUCAGCAGACUCUUUUAUGAUGCUUGGAGUUUUUAUCGGCAGUUACGCAUUUGGUGAUCUUUCUGAUAAAUUUGGUAGACGGCCAACACUUAUUUUAUCGCUUUUUAUUCAAUUGCUUGCCGGAGUUUCCAUUGCGAUUUCACCGAACCUUUUAACAUACACAAUUUGUCGAGUGAUUGUUGGUGCAGCUUCUUCUGGAAUCUUCUUAGUUUCAUUUUGCUUAGCAGUGGAACUUGUCGGAAAGGAAUCUCGAACUAUUGCCGGAACUGUUAUUCAGAUGUUCUUUUCAGUCGGCUACCUUUUGAUCGCUUUUUUGGCUUAUUUUAUUCACAAUUGGCGAUGGCUGCAAAUUGCAAUAACAAUUCCUGGGUUGUUCAUGAUGUCAUAUUACUACAUCAUACCUGAAUCAACACGAUGGCUUCUAAGUAACAAUAAAAAGGAUAAAGCAAUUCGUCAAAUCCAAAGAGUUGCUGAUUAUAAUGAUUUGAAGAUUCCCCAACAUGUUUUGGACAAAUUGCAGACAGAUUAUGACAUUGCAAACGAAAAUGAUUUGGCAGAAAGAAAACCUUCACUCUUAGACUUGUUUAAAUCACCUUAUCUCAGAACUAAAUCACUUCUCAUCUUUUUUGAUUGGUUUAUUAUCACGGGAUCGUAUUACGGCUUAUCAUGGAGUACCAAAAACUUGGGUGGAAAUGAUCAUCUUAAUUUCGCAAUAAGUGGAAUGGUUGAAUUUCCUGCUUUAUUUUUCCUUAUGUUUUCACUUAAUCGAUUGGGAAGGAAAGUCAUCUUAGCUGGAAGUAUGAUAUUUUCCGGCUUGACACUUCUUUUGUCACUCGUCAUACCUGGAGACUAUCAUUGGUUGAUCAUCACGCUGGCAAUGCUUGGAAAAAUGAGUAUCACGACAAGCUAUGGAGCAAUUUAUGUCUUUUCAGCUGAACAAUUUCCAACAGUCAUUCGAAAUGUCGCUUUGGGAGCAGCAAGUAUGUCAGGUCGAGUUGGUAGCAUCACAGCGCCGUAUUUAAUAUUUCUUUCGGAAUAUUGGAAACCAGCUCCAUAUUUUAUUAUUGGUAUCUGUGUGCUUUUUGGUGGUUUAUUGUCAACAUUCUUACCAGAAACAACUGACGAAAAAUUACCAGAAACAAUCGCUGAUGGCGAGCGGUUGGGUAAAGACGUGGAAAAAUCGAAAGUCCAUGAAGUUGAGAAGUUAAAUCUCUAA
Messenger RNA from Clunio marinus, 1605 nucleotides. Lineage: Eukaryota; Metazoa; Arthropoda; Insecta; Diptera; Chironomidae. The record is from the annotation of a GenBank genome assembly.